Messenger RNA from Coffea eugenioides, 1660 nucleotides. RefSeq names its product probable 6-phosphogluconolactonase 4, chloroplastic. NCBI's taxonomy places the organism in Eukaryota, Viridiplantae, Streptophyta, Magnoliopsida, Gentianales, Rubiaceae. Gene Ontology annotation, biological process: carbohydrate metabolic process; pentose-phosphate shunt. Bases 473 to 1240 code for a protein of 255 amino acids. Gene Ontology annotation, molecular function: 6-phosphogluconolactonase activity. The record is from RefSeq and is a predicted model, not a curated record. The transcript is spliced from 3 exons.
CACGCCACCACCUGCCAAGCAACCGCCAUAAUCCGCUUCAUUCACCCUGCCUUGUCCUUACAGGUGCCGGUGGCCCAUACUCUUCUGCCCUUCUACUACUACCUCCUUGUCCUCUCUUCACUCAGUCUCCAAUCUCCAUUUGCCAACACGUACUAGUUUUUUUUUUUUUUUUUUUUAAAUUUUAAAAUAUGAAACGUCGACACCUGCUCUGCUCCAUUCUUGAUUCUGCAUAUGGCCUCUUGCUCCCCUGUUCUUUCUUGUACUUCUUGUACUUCUUUCCCGACUCUCCUCCCCAACCCGAACUCCCUUGCUACUUCUACUACUUCAACCACUCCUGUCACGCCACUCCAUUCCCUUGGCUUUUCGAUCCUGAUCGCCCGAUUCCGUUUUCUGCUCCCUCAGGUUCAAACGGCAACUCUCAUUGUUGUUCAAUCCCACCAAUUCCAAUUCUUUUAAGACUCCAAAGACGUCAAUGGCAGAGGCCUCAUCAACCGAGAAAAAUAAACAAGUAUUUGAGUCGGAGGAAGACCUGGCUGUGGACUUGGCUGAGUAUGUCGCCCAUCUAUCUGAUCAAUUCGCCAAAACAAGGGGUGCCUUCACCGUUGUUUUAUCCGGGGGUUCUCUUGUCAAGUCUCUCAGGAAAUUAGUAGAGCCUCCCUACAUUGAUUUGGUGGAUUGGUCCAAAUGGCACGUUUUCUGGGCGGAUGAAAGAGUUGUUCCAAAGGAUCAUCCCGAUAGCAAUUAUUUUCUGGCCUAUAACGGCUUUCUAUCCAAGAUUCCAAUUCCUGUUGGCAACGUGUAUGCCAUAAAUGAUGCAUUGUCUGCUGAAGGUGCUGCAGAUGACUAUGAGACCUGUCUCAAGCACUUGGUUAAGAACAGGACGAUAGAAGUAUCAGAGAUCAAUGGUUUUCCAAAAUUUGAUCUCAUGCUUUUGGGAAUGGGACCAGAUGGGCAUGUUGCCUCUCUUUUUCAUGGGCAUCCACUUGUGAAAGAGAACAAGAAGUGGGUUACUUUCAUCAAGGACUCGCCAAAACCUCCUCCGGAGAGGAUAACGUUGACAUUCCCUGUAAUAAAUGCUUCCGCACAUAUUGCACUUGUUGUAGUAGGAGCUGGUAAAGCCGAUGCUGUUCGUUCAACACUGGGUAGUGAUCAGGACACCGAUUUGCUUCCCGUGCAAAUGGUUUCACCUGACGGCAAGUUGAAUUGGUUCUUGGACAAGGGUGCGGCUUCAAAGCUGUAGGGUGCACACUUGCCUAUAACAACAUCAGUUGAUCUUGCUCGGUAAAUAUCCCUUGGUCUUUAUGUCUUACCUUGUGGAUGUGCUUGAUGGUUUUGUAAGAUUAUCAUUAUUAUGUAAGGUACUGGUGUUUCUGUUUACUCAGAUUAGCAGCAGGCAAGAAUUGAAUAUUCCCGAUGCUUGAAUGCCUUAUGGUGAUUUUUUUCCUUUCAAAUUAUCUGUGGUAAGGAUUCAUGGAAAUUUUGGGUUUCAGUGCUGGGGAAUAAGGAUACUUGGGCGUCUGUCUUCUUUUUGUGAUGUUAAGUCCUUGUAUUAAGUUAUCUAACAAUUGAAGACAGCCCAGGGUUUAUGUUUAAUCAUAGGGUAACUACUUUUGGUGUCCUCAAAAACUAGUAUUUAUUUUAACUUGCGUGCUGUUCCCCC